UGCAUUUUCGAUUAUAACCUAACUUCUAUUAUUUAAAUAUUCAAAGCAUACUAAAGGGUUCGAACUGUAUAUGAAUAUAACAGUUUCUCAAAAUUUUCAAAUCCUUAAAAAUUGUUCCAAAUUAUCUACAACACUGAUGUCGAAAAGAAAGUCAAGCAAAGAUGACAACGUCCAAGAGAAAAAGGUUAAAUUCAAUCACUGGUCUCUUGGUCUUUUAGAAACUUUGAAUGAUCCAAAAAAUUUAGUACAAGAGGAUUCUUACACCCAUGUUAUCAAAGAUAAAUUUCCGAAAGCGACAUAUCAUUAUUUAGUUAUUAGCAAACAGGAUAUCUCCUCGAUUAGUAAAGUAACGAAUGAUGAUGUAGAUCUAUUGAGACAUAUGGAAAAAGUAGCUAAGAAAAUUGUUCAAGACGUGAAUAAUUCUGAUUCGACAUAUCAGUUUAAAAUUGGCUAUCAUGCCCAACCCAGUAUGGCUAGACUACAUUUGCAUGUAAUAAGUGAUGACAUGAUCUCACCUUGUUUGAAAACUAAGAAGCAUUGGAAUAGUUUCACAACAGAUUUCUUCAUUCCUUCUGAGGAUAUAGUUAAAAGUUUGGUAAAUGAUGGACAAUUUUCUCUGCCAUCUGACCAACAGUGUAAAAAUUAUCUGACACAGUGCCUCAAAUGUAAUAAAUGUGAUUAUGUACCAAAACAUUUGGGCGAUUUAAAAAAACAUAUAUUAGGACAUUUAAAGACAUAAAACGUUAUGUAUUAAUGGUUAAUUGUUUUAAAAUUGGGAUCAAAUAACAGCUUCUCAAAUUUUUAGUAAAAAUAACUUAAUUUCUCUGGAGUUCAAAGACAAAACUAAAUAUCCUUAUAGUAGAGACAUCCCAUGUUCAAUGAUGAUUUUAUAUUCAGUAUCAGUUCAAUUAUAAAAUCUGAUGAAUUUAUAGUUUCACAAAAGAAACAUUUGUUUUAUAAAAAUUUUAUUAAUUUAUUACAUUAAAUAUUCAAAAAUA
Molecule: messenger RNA, 998 nt
Organism: Harmonia axyridis
Lineage: Eukaryota; Metazoa; Arthropoda; Insecta; Coleoptera; Coccinellidae
Product: aprataxin
Exons: 1
Coding region: 71-739 (222 amino acids)
Biological process (GO): single strand break repair; double-strand break repair
Cellular component (GO): nucleus
Molecular function (GO): single-strand break-containing DNA binding; mismatched DNA binding; double-stranded RNA binding
Source: RefSeq, a predicted model, not a curated record